UGGGCGCGGCGCGCUGGAGGGCGGGUCCGGGGCCUCCCGCGCGCGCCGGGCCCGGUGGCUCCGCCCAGCGACGGGGCGGCCGCGGCUCUUCCGGCGCUGAGCGGGUCGUGCGGGCGGCGGCCGCGGGGAGCGCCAGGACAAUGUCGGGGGACCUGCCACUGAGCAUCAACAUCCAGGAGCCGCAAUGGGACCAGAGCACUUUCAUCGGGCGAGCCAACCACUUCUUCACCGUCACCGACCCCAGGAACAUCCUGCUGACCAACGAGCAGCUGGAGCACGCCCGGCAGAUUGUGCAUAAUUACAGACAAGGAGUCGUACCUCCCGGCCUGACAGAGAAUGAACUCUGGCGCGCCAAAUACGUCUACGAUUCUGCUUUCCAUCCCGACACCGGCGAAAAGAUGAUUUUGAUCGGCAGAAUGUCGGCGCAGGUGCCCAUGAACAUGACCAUCACCGGCUGCAUGAUGACGUUUUACAGGACCACCCCCGCGGUGCUGUUCUGGCAGUGGGUGAACCAGUCCUUCAACGCCGUGGUCAAUUACACCAACAGAAGCGGAGACGCCCCGCUGAGCGUGAACGAACUGGGCACGGCUUAUGUUUCUGCCACCACGGGUGCAGUGACCACGGCAUUAGGACUCAACGCCCUGGCCAAGCGAGUCUCGCCCCUCAUAGGACGCUUUGUUCCCUUCGCCGCUGUGGCCGCUGCGAACUGCAUUAACAUCCCGCUGAUGAGGCAGAGGGAGAUCAAAGUUGGCAUCCCCGUCACCGAUGAGAACGGGCAGCGCCUGGGCGAGUCAGCCAACGCCGCCCGAUCCGCCAUCACCCAGGUUGUGGUUUCUCGGAUCCUCAUGGCGGCCCCGGGCAUGGCCAUUCCCCCGUUUAUCAUGAACACGUUGGAAAAGAAGGCCUUUUUAAAGAGGUUUCCGUGGAUGAGCGCUCCCAUUCAAGUUGGGUUAGUGGGCUUCUGCUUGGUCUUCGCCACGCCGCUGUGCUGCGCGCUGUUCCCUCAGAAAAGCUCCAUGUUGGUUUCAAGCCUGGAGCCCGAGCUGCAAGCCAAGAUCCGGGAGAGCCGGCCGGAGGUCCAGCGCGUGUUCUUCAACAAGGGAUUGUAACAGAGGGAGAGGGAGAGGACUCCGCGGCCAGCCGACCUGCCAAUCACAGGCCUCGCGGCACUGCAUGAGGAAGACCCGCCCGGGUCCCGGGACCUUCCCCAGAGCCGCGGGCGUCAUUAGCCUUUGCCCCUCAAGCUCCUUCCUGCCCUCCUGCGCCGAGCCUGCCUCCCUCCUCCUCUGUCUCGGUCACCCGGUCACCUGGUUGUCGACGCACAUCCCCUUCCUGGAGCUGGUGGGUAAACUGUUCUCCCGAGACGAUCCUUGGCCCCGGGGCCCAGGGCCGUAAACUCGGCGCACACCCGGGGCCUCGCCACAAGGUCCGGUAAAUAAAUACUCACCCUUCGGGAUCGAUGAUUUGCCCAGGAAGAAGAUCGGGUCAGGAUACUGAUUUUCCCUUUUUUUCCCCCCCUUUUUUCUUCUCCCCAUCUUGUUUCAAAUUGAGGCGGUCACUGCAGGGGGUCGGGCAAAUUGAGCCUGAGUGGAGACUGUUAAAAAACAAAAACAAAAACAAAAUAUCAUCAUCAUCCCGUUGAUCGAUUUUCUCAAGCGGUCUCAGUCACGUCUCCAUUUGUCCUAGCCCUGAGAUUUUAGAAGCCUCUCUUUAUUCGUCCUUAAAAAAAAAAAAUUAUAGGGGGCUGGAGUGAUAGCACAGCGGGUAGGGCGUUUGUCUUGCACACGGUCGACCCGGGUUCGAUUCCCAGCAUCCCAUAUGGUCCCCUGAGCACCGCCAGGAGUGAUUCCUGAGUGCAGAGCCAGGAGUAACCCCUGUACAUUGCCAGGUGUGACCCAAAAAGAAAAAAGAAUUAUAAAAUUAUUAAAGAGAUCUAAAUAUAAACAUAGAUGUACCUUAAAGGCAGCAGGCUUCCCCUUGUGGGCCAUGGGGAAGGAGCCACAAAGAGAUGAAGAGUCAAAACUCCCCCAAAGGGACUGGGCAUUAGCUUAGCUGACCCGAGUUCGAUUCCCAGUACCCGGUGGGGGCCCCCCCAAGCACUGCCAAUUCCUGAGUGCAGAGCCAGGAGUAACCCCUGAGCAUCACUGGGUGUCGCCCAAAAACAAAAGAACCCCCAGAUCUAGGGGCUUCGCAGAUGCUGUAGAAACAGCUGGGAGUCCGUGUGUGUGUGUGUGUGUGUGUGUGUGUGUGUGUGUGUGUGUGUGUGUGUGUGUGUUUCUGUGUCAGGGCGGCUGCUGGGCGCUGUUCUGAUGCCACCGCUCUUCUCUAGCCCCAAAGCACUUUUUAUUUCUCUAGGGCUUAAUUCCACCCCAGGAAAAACGCACUGAGGUUGGGCUUGGUUGGGCUCUGAAGGCCCGGUUCAAUUUGAUUUUCUAUCCUUGAGACACGACGCGCCUUUUCCAACAGUCCCCCUGGAAAGUCAAGAGAGGCAGGAGUGAUGGGUGUAGGGAUGCGGGCACGCAGGGGAAACCCACACCCUCCCUCCACCCCUAGUAAAUGACACUGGGGGGGGGGCAGCCCGCUUUCGGUCUCGUCAAUUUCACCUGCCGCUGACUUCCUAUCUUGUAAAUUUCACCCAUCCUUUCCUUGAAGGCUCAGGCUGUUUUGCAGCUGUCCCUGUUUCAACCCCUAAGCCCGGUGACUGACUGUAUUAUGGCCCCAUUGUCAUUUACAAGCUUGUAAAUGGGAGGAGGAGAAAAGUCUAGAACGCUAGACUUCCUAGAAUGCUUUUUAUUUUAUUUUAUUUUAUUUUUCUAUAGUUGUUCAUAAUCAUUCAUGACAUUUAAUAUUCAAACACCAAUCCCACCACCAUCAGAGGAAAGUGUGUGACGAUUGUUGCAUUUCAUCCUGGAGCCAUUUAAGCCCUUGUAUUGAGAGAUUCCGAGCAUGUGUGUUAAACCCAAACAAAUGUGUGCUACUCUCGGUACCUCAGAGGGCUCGAGCGUGAGCGGUCGCCCCAGGAACUCUGAAAUUUAGAAUCUGAUGAUAGAGCAGAUGCACUCAUGGGUGAGGUCUAGGUUCACUCUCUUCUUGGCCGUUGGCUAUUUUUUUUUUAAAGGGUGAAGAGGGCAAACCCACAGGUUCUCACACGUAACUCCUGGCUCUGCACACAGGGAUCUCCGGGCGGGCUCAGGGGGCCAUAUAAGAUGUUGGGGUCCAACCUGGGUUAGCAGCUGCAAGGCAAGCGCCCUACCCUCUUGUACUGUCUGAUCUCUGGGGAAGCUAGCUUUCUUAGAAGGUGGCCAAAUGGAAUUUACUCAUUUAAAAAAGGGGGAGGGGCACGGGAUGGAGUGAUACAGUACAGCAGGGAGCACGCUGGCCUUGGGCAGCUGACCCAGGUUCCAUCCUGGACGCCUCAUAUCACCCACCCGCCCCAAGCACCACCAGUAGUGAUUCAUGAGAUAAGAGUCAGGAGUAACCCCUGAGCAUCACUGGGGGUGCCCCCUCCGCACCCCCCCCCCCAAAAAAAAAAAACAGCCCACAAUUCUUUUUUUCUCUUUCCUACUCUCUCUGGAAGGAUUCCUGAAGGGCUCAGGCAUGAGGAUUUUCCUCCUCUGUUGCCAGAAUUUGCUCGCUGACAUUUUUCCCCUGCUUGAAGCACCCAAAGCCACCUUUCCCCGACCUCCAGCCUUGGAUGUCUUUUGUGGCUCUUCAUGCGUCUUUUUCUAAACAUAAGAAAAUAGGGUGGGGGCUGGAGUGAUAGCACAGCGGGGAGGGCAUUUGCCUUGCACGCGGCCAACCCGUGUUCGAUUCCCAGCAUCCCAUAUGGUCCCCUGAGCACCGCCAGGAGUAAUUCCUGAGUGCAGAGCCAGGAGUAACCCCUGUGCAUUGCCAGGUGUGACCCAAAAAGCAAAAAAAAGAAAGAAAAUAGGGUGGACCGCCCCAUCUGGUCCCCCCAGCCCUGCCAGAAAUGAAUCCUGAGUGCAGUGCUAGGAGUAAGCCCUGAGCCUCGUCAGGUGUGGCCCCAAAACCCAAUUAAUAAGUAAAUAAAAGUAGUUACGGGACCAGGGAGUGGCAGUGCCGGCAGGAGGCUCAAUCCCCGGCACUGACUGGGGGGGGGGGAAAUCAGUGGUUAAAGCCUGAGAUCUGGGGCCAGAGCCAUAGUCCAGCAGGGAGGGCGUUUGCCUUGCACGCAGCCGACCUGGGCUCGAUCCCCGGCACCCCACACGGUUCCCCAAGCACUGCCAGGAGUUAUUUCCGAGUGUUGAGUCAGAAGUCAGCCCUGAGCAUCACCGGGUGUGACCCAAAGAGAAAAAACGAGCCUGAGAUCCAUGGCAGAUCCCUCGGGAGGUGCCGCACGCACCGGGACACGGAAAACUAAGGUGCUUAGUCCUCUCCCACCUGCCCCCACUCUCAGAAUCCUCCCCCCUCUCUGGCACCAAAUCAGAUCUUUCACCAGAUAAGGUACCAGCCAGUGAGAAGGUGAUGGAUGGGGUCAGAGCGAUAACGCCCAGCAUUAGGUAGGGUCCCCUGAGCACCGCCAGGGUGGUGAAAGAGAAGAAAGAAAAAGAAGUCUGGUGGCCUGGGUUCGAUUCCCGGCAUCCCACAUGGUCCCCUCAGUACUGCCGGGAGCAAUUCCUGAGUGCAGAGCCAGGAGUAACCCCUGUGCAUCACCGGGUGUGACCCAAAAAGAAAAAAAAAAUGAAGUCUGGUGGACUAAUGGAGCUUUCCUACCGGAGGGUAAACGAGAGUACUUAAGACCCAGGUUUUGUACUUGAUCAAAGAGAUUUGUCGGGGCUGGAGCAAUAGCACAGCGGGUAGGGCGUUUGCCUUGCACGUGGCUGACCCAGGUUCGAUUCCCAGCAUCCCAUAGGGUCCUCUGAGCACUACCAGGGGUAAUUCCUGAGUGCAGAGCCAGGAGUGGCCCCUGUGUAUCGCCGGGUGUGACCCAAAAAGCAAAAAAAAAAAAAAAAGAUUCGUCAUUUUUACACAUUCUGUUGAAGCUUCUGCUUCUUCAGAGGCUUCUGAGAGAAGCUGAGUCACUUCAUCCUGGUUUCUUUUUUCCAAAAGGGAACAAAUGAACCCGGUUUGCUCAUUCAUCUCGGGACCGGAGCGAUAGGACAGCCGGGAGGGCGUUUGCAUUGCAUGCGGCCGACCCGGGUUCGAUCCCCGGCAUCCCAUAGGGUCCCCCGAGCACUGCCAGGAGUGACUCCUGAGGGCAGAGUCGGGAGCAAUCCCUGAGCACUGCUGGAUGUGCACUGCCCCCCCCCCCAAAAAAAACCCUUGCUCAUCUCUUGGAAUUCCCUCUUUUGGGGUAGAAAAAGUCUAAAAGGAUCCGAGGUGGAGUUUGUUGAGGGAAAACGCUUCUACAAAGCCGCUCGCAGGGAGGAUGAUGGUCAGAGCAACCCGAGGGCGGGUUUUAUCUCAGUAUUAGCCCCGUGUGCUGCAGUGUUAGAAUCACGAUGUUACUUCCGUUCGCCUGAAUGAAAUGUUCAAUAAACGCAGAAUGACA
Messenger RNA from Sorex araneus (European shrew), 5512 nucleotides. RefSeq names its product sideroflexin 1 (gene SFXN1). The record is from RefSeq and is a predicted model, not a curated record. Gene Ontology annotation, cellular component: mitochondrial inner membrane. Gene Ontology annotation, biological process: serine import into mitochondrion; monoatomic ion transport. Gene Ontology annotation, molecular function: monoatomic ion transmembrane transporter activity. Lineage: Eukaryota; Metazoa; Chordata; Mammalia; Eulipotyphla; Soricidae. The transcript is spliced from 11 exons. Bases 141 to 1109 code for a protein of 322 amino acids.